UAAUGUAGAACCAGCUUGUAAAGCAACCGUCUCGCCGCGGAGCUACACAGCCCGACACCCGAUGGAAAUUAGUUUUAUAUCCUAUAUUCAUAAUGUCAGAUAAAAAAGUUGUAUUUGUUACAGUUGGCACAACGAAAUUUGAUGAUUUAAUAACUACAGUAUUAAGUCGUGCAGUUCUAGAGGCUCUAUCAGCUCGUAAUUACAAGCAUCUUAUCUUGCAAAUAGGCAACAGUAAAUUAGAACCAGAUUGUAUCGCACAUUAUGGCUUCGAUAAAAUAGAAAUUUUUGGAUUAAGUCCAUCCAUCGGAGAAUAUAUGCAACUGGCAGAUCUUGUGAUAAGCCAUGCAGGCGCAGGAAGUGUUCUGGAAGCUUUGGAAAGACGCAAACAUUUAAUUGUGGUGACUAAUGAUCUUCUCAUGGAUAAUCAUCAGAUUGAACUGGCUGAACAGCUGUAUAAAGAUGAACAUUUAUAUUAUUGUACUUGUAAAAAUUUGUUGCAUGUCAUACAAACAAUGGACUUGACAAAGUUAAAGCCAUUCACCAAUGACAAAAGUGCUGAUAUAGCUAAUUUUAUUGAUAAAGUAAUGGGAUUUAGAUGACAAUGUUGAAGCAGUAUUGCCCUUCAUUGAAUAUGGGAAGAUUGUUUUAUAUGUUGAAAAAAAAAAGUCAAAUAGC
This is a messenger RNA of Cyphomyrmex costatus, 675 nucleotides long. RefSeq names its product Alg13 UDP-N-acetylglucosaminyltransferase subunit (gene Alg13). Bases 93 to 599 code for a protein of 168 amino acids. Gene Ontology annotation, biological process: dolichol-linked oligosaccharide biosynthetic process. The transcript is spliced from 2 exons. The record is from RefSeq and is a predicted model, not a curated record. Lineage: Eukaryota; Metazoa; Arthropoda; Insecta; Hymenoptera; Formicidae. Gene Ontology annotation, molecular function: hexosyltransferase activity.